Messenger RNA from Closterium sp. Naga37s-1, 1037 nucleotides. The record is from the annotation of a GenBank genome assembly. NCBI's taxonomy places the organism in Eukaryota, Viridiplantae, Streptophyta, Zygnematophyceae, Desmidiales, Closteriaceae.
GCUGGGCCGCCAGCAACUCUGGUGCUCACUGCACAGAAUACUCCCUAGGGGAAGUCCUGAAAGCCACCAGAAACUGGUCCUCUUAUAACCGGCUUGGCUCGGGUGCCUUUGGUGACGUGUACAAGGGCGUGUGUCCACACGAUGGCACCACCCUGUGGGCCGUCAAGCGAGCCAAACUGAUCGACGUGGAUUUCCAGAGAGAGGUCCAGCAAAUGGCCGACAAGAACCAUCCCAACAUCGUGCGGCUGCUCGGGUUUGCUGUUGGAGGGGACAUGAGGACACGGCCAGAGCAGAUCUUGAUCUACGAGUUUGUUUCCAACGGCGACCUUGACCAAUCUAUCAAGAACGAGGCGUCCUUCUCUCUCUCCUUCCAGCAGCGGCUGGACAUCCUCAUUGGUGCGGCACGUGGCUUUGAGUACCUCCACAGCUUUGGCCUUGUGCAUCGCGACAUCAAACCCGCCAACAUCUUGCUCGGGGAAAACAUGCAGGCCAAGAUUGCUGACUUUGGGCUGUUGAGGGUGGGCGAGGGCACCACUGUGGGCACGACUCGGGUGAUGGGAACACCGGGCUAUGUGGAUCCCAUCUACUCACGCACGUCCAAGGCCACCACUGCCACCGAUGUGUACAGCUUCGGUGUGCUCAUGCUUGUGGUGCUCACCGGCCGUAGCCCCCGCUCUGCCGAUGUUGAAAAGAACAGCCACAUUCUUAAAUGGGUGGAGGAGUGUGUUUCCUCCAAAAAGUCGGCCCUCCUCAAGGACGUGAGAAUGGACGCCCCAGAUGAUGCUGUGCUGCGCCUGGCCCAGCUGGCUCUGCGCUGCACUGUGCAGCGCACUGCAAGCCGGCCCAGCAUGGCAGACAUUGCCAACGAGCUGCAGGGAAUCAGGCACGAGGUGGUGGGGAAGGAGGAGCUGAGUGCAGCGGUCAAGGUGGACGAGCUGGCAGAGGAGAGGCGGAUUGGGAUGUCGUUAAGGAAAAGCUUGGGCGCAGAGCUGGAAGCAAUCAAGAGCAUGGGUGAAGAGCCCAACAGGGAGCAGUGA